This is a messenger RNA of Neurospora crassa OR74A, 4157 nucleotides long. RefSeq lists its product as hypothetical. NCBI's taxonomy places the organism in Eukaryota, Fungi, Ascomycota, Sordariomycetes, Sordariales, Sordariaceae. The coding region runs from base 319 to 3981 and encodes 1220 amino acids. The transcript has a single exon. Gene Ontology annotation, biological process: regulation of transcription by RNA polymerase II. The record is from RefSeq and is a predicted model, not a curated record. Gene Ontology annotation, cellular component: nucleus. Gene Ontology annotation, molecular function: DNA-binding transcription factor activity, RNA polymerase II-specific.
GUAGUGCCUGGGGUCACUGCAAGAGAGCUGGAGCGUCCAUCAGGCACUGUCAGAUUCCAUUGCUGUUGGGCUCAACAACUUCCGCCCUUUUCUCAUACGUCUCAACAGCAACUAUCAAUUUGUAUCCCAAGUUCAUUUCCAAUCAACUUUACCUCGUACUUGAGUAGUCAACCAUCAUCUCCGAUUCCACAACGAGCACCCCGAAACCACGCGAGCAUCUCAUAGCAUCAAAUAAAAUCAACACCGACAAAAACAUACCCAACUCAUAUUCAGUCCAGUUCAAAUUCUCGACGGAGGUUCCCAGGGCAAUCAGACGAGAUGACGACGACACCAGAUACUACCACCACACCCAAAUCCAAACUCAUACAACAACAACAACAACAACCCUUUGAUCCCCUAUCCACCACCCCAGCAACCAACCUCGUUUCUCCCCUCCCACCCGAUCUAGACGCCGAUGUCCUCGUUGUUGGAGGGAGAGAUGUUCGGCAUAUUUUGUAUACUGCUUAUGCCGAAAUUGGGGAGCAUAAAUUGCAAGAAAGUGGCGAGAGCAAGAGGAGGAGGGACAACAGCAGGAGGAGCAGUCUAGGUCUAGGAGAGAGCAGGAGGAGGAAAAUCGAUGUUACGGUGAGUCAUGAGGACAAGUACGUGGUGGCGAGGAAUGUGUUGGUGUUGAGUCUUCUUUUGGGGGUGGAUUUGGAUGGUGCUGGAGCGGGAGGAAAUGGGGAGGGGAGUGGUAAUAUGGAGGUGGAAAAGGAUGCGGAGGAGGCGGGUGCGGAGCAAAUGGAUGUGGAGGAGGGGGCUGAGAAGGAGGCGGAUGUGAAGGAGGGAGAUGAUAAGGACAAGGAUGCGAAAGGAAAGGCUGCAAUGGAAAAGCUCGCCAGGAUAUGGGACAUUUACUACACCCGAUUCCUUCCCGAUCCCGAAACGCGCAACUUACUAGCUUCCCAGGCGGAAAAGUUAUGUCAGGUAUCGAAGACGAUGGAGGACUGGGAGCAAGGACCAUACGGCGGGACGAUACACUUGGUCAACCAAAAGAGCUUGGACGCGGUGAGAGGUGUUUGGGAACAAUACGCCGAAGCAGCAAGGUCAGCACUUCAUACAGAGAAGGUCCGAGAACUUCAUUCAGCUCUUGUCGAGGGGAUGCGGUCAUCGCCCGACGAGCAGCGCCAGAAGUGGGCCUUAGGCUCUUCGGUAGCGCCGUUGACUGUGCUCUUGAAGGAUCAGAUCGGGUUCUACGUUCAAGUGGCGUGGGAGUUUGACCAGAACAUAGCCAACGCAAUGAUGCUGUUUCCCAACCCUACGUUUGCCGCCGGUUUGUUAUCCGAACCGGAUUCCGAGUCCGAGUCCGAAUCGCAAUCCCCGGGCCGCCGUCGUCGUCUCGCUUACCCCUCCAAUGGCGUGCUGGGGUACCAUCUCGCGCUGAUCAAGGCUCCUCUCACCGAGCUCUCCCCGCUGCGCAUUGACAGAGACGGCAACGACUUCAAGGACGGCAUUGACGAGGACCCCAAUGGGCACAUGACAGCCCUCCGCGUAGCGAUGCACCAAUUCACUCAAUGGUCUCUUGCCUUCCGGGAGCUGGCGGCCGCGGAGCAAAAGGGACUGACGAUUCGGUUCGCGGUAGACGGCUGGUUCCCCCUUUGCCAGUCACUCCUUCACCCACCAGCCGCGGCGAAAACCAAGAAACAGUUCGACAUAAUCGACACUACCGACCUCUCUUCGCUUUGGGACCCCUCUGCAGCUGGAGUUCCCGACCCGCCUGGCCUUCUUGGGCUGCUGGUAGCCGCCAAGCGAUUACUCAAAGACCGCGCUUCUUCGACGCUGGUUCUGGACGACGGGGACGGGCUUUCGCUAGUCGAUGAUAAUGUUAACGGCGAUGGCAACAUGGACUCUAAUAAUUCUAGUUCUGCCCAGGCUGAGGCUUCGAUUUUCGCUAACAGCACGACCGGCGCGUUUAUUCUGGGUAUGGCACCGGUGGAAUAUUGGAGUAAUGCUAGUGUCAAGGCGACGGUGGAUGAGUGUCUUUUGGCCGCGAGUAGUCUGUAUGAUGAGGAUCGUGAACAACUUCAAGGGCUUGAUAAGGGCCAGGAGGGUAUGGCUGCGGCUGCGGCUGCUAGGGUGAAGAAGGUGGAGGAACAGGGACUGCACAUUAGUAAUCGGCUUUCUAGGAAACAUUCUAGGUGGCUUGCUCCUGGGCGGCAGCAGCAGCACGGCGGAAAGUGGGGGAAGUCACCGGUCGUCAACGUCGAUGCAAAGGAACUGGCGGAGGCGGCGUGGAGUGUUUAUAAGGAUUCGGUGAUUUACCAGAUCGAGGGUCAGCGGGUGGUGCAUGAGGGGCAAGAUUUGAUUAAGAUAUCCUGGGGUAAGGGUCUGUGGCAGACCUUUAUGGACUUUAUCGGCGUGGUUGGUGGCCAGUUUGAGAUGGAUAGGGAGGAGUUCCGGCAAGCUAUCAUGGAAAAGAUUGGCGGUAAUGUCGUGCAGGAUACCUUGUUGGAAAAAGUGUUGGGGGAGGUGGUGUCUGGGUCGACGACGGCAACUGAGGCGGAAGCGGAUGGCUGCCCCGUGUUUACUGCCAGCUUCGACGUCACUUCGGGUACUCUCACGACCAUCACCGGCCAUUUGGAUUUCAUUACGGGAGAGGACAAGCAAUUACUGGCUGAUAAGACGGUCCCCAUCAGUCUUCGACAGUCUUCUCCGUGGACUAUCGACAUUGUCUUGGGCGCCGGGACACUCGUCAAACCACUCGUCUUCCCGACUCCCGUCCUUAAAGAAGGCAGCAAAACUCGCGUCGCUCGCAAGUCAGGGUACAUUGAAGUGAUCGCGCCCGCGAUCCUCAACCCUCUCGCUGCAAAAGUGCUAGACGAGUACAUUUUCCCUACGGUCCUUCAAACCACCGAGUCAUCGUCAGAGACAAGCCAGCUCGUCCCCACCACCCUCAACGCCCCCACGGUAAACCUCGACUCGCUCCCCAUCCUUUCGAUCUCCGACACCUCUGGACUCUCAUUUCUCGGGCCCUUAGCUUCCUCCAUGUAUUCGCCCCGCGAACUCCACGAGCGUCAAGCCGCUUUGGAAAAGGGUCUGCCUGAAACCAGCUGGGACUCGGCAAGACUGAACCUCAAGGAGUCUCUCCAUACCAUGAUCAAUAUCGCUGCCGGCCUACAAGUGGGACAGUCCGGUCUUUUCGCCCUCUGCCCCGUUUCCGGGUCCGGGUCCAGUUCAUCGUCAUCGGGUGGUAGGCACAUCCUCAUCCUCGUUUCCGCGAUCCGACUCGAUUGCAGCGCUCAGUCUGGUGGCGGGAUAGUUAUCGACGCAGCCGUGCUGCCGCUUACUCACUCUCUCCUUGCCAAAAAGAACAACAAGAACAAUGACGAUGAUGAAGACCUCCAAUCCUUCCUCGUCCUCCUCCGUACCCUCGACUGCGUCGACCUCUCCGUCACCGACGCCGAGCUCGCCCUCUGGAAAUCCAUCCUCCCUUCUUUUGCGGAGCGCUGCCGUACCUGGUCCCAUUCCCCCUCGUCAUGCGAAUACGCCACCACCGGCCAGGUUCCCUUGAGCCUCAAAAAUGGCGACCCCGUCCUCUGUACCUGCGGCACCGGCCAUUUCCCACCCAACUACCUCUCCUUACCCCUCUGGGAGUCCGCCGCCGCGCCGCACGCCACGCGCGUGGCUAUUUCCGCUCCGUAUUGCUCACCUGUCGUGGAAAAGGUGGUGUUUGAUCCGGUUUUGGCGAAAAAGAUUGCCGAGCGCGGGCUGGAGGAGGCACUUCGGAAAAAGGAGGAGAGGUGUAGGUCCUGUGGAAAGGGGGAGGAAGAGCUGGUGGAGGAACGAAAAGCAAACGGGGGGGAGACAGCGGGGAAAACGGCCGAGGUGUUGAGGAAGUGUGCGAGGUGUUUGAAAGUCAAGUAUUGUAGCGCCGAGUGUCAAAGGAGGGAUUGGAAGACGCAUCGGACGGAGUGUGUGGAAAGUGAGGAGCAUCAUCGGUAGGCUUAGUUAGGCCUGGGCCCAUCAGGGAAGGGGAGGGGAGGGGAGGGGAAGAGCGAGACUGAUCAGUUGAAGUUGCUUGUGCUUAUUCAUUAGUUCGUUGUUGAACGUAUGAGUUCGAUAUCUCUAAAGCUUCAUUAGUUUAGCUUGAUAGCUCCAACAACUGAAGCUUUUGUCCC